Diuraphis noxia (Russian wheat aphid) is the source of this 384-nucleotide messenger RNA. It is a transcript of the gene Myo10A, whose product is annotated as unconventional myosin 10A. The record is from RefSeq and is a predicted model, not a curated record. NCBI's taxonomy places the organism in Eukaryota, Metazoa, Arthropoda, Insecta, Hemiptera, Aphididae. Gene Ontology annotation, cellular component: cytoskeleton; myosin complex. Gene Ontology annotation, molecular function: cytoskeletal motor activity; protein binding; ATP binding.
UACUUUUAUAUCGUGAUGAUAAUAUUUUGUUGUGUACAUUUUUUGACAGAAAUAUUAAGCAAAUGGCCGCUGUUCGGGUCUAGCUUCUUCGCGGUCAAACGCAGCGGAGAUCAACAGAUAUUGGCUCUGAACAGAACCGGUGUCCAUUUCCUCCACAUUGUUACCCAUAAAACCUUAUCGACAGUGCCAUUUAGUGAAGUGAUAUCGACUAGAAAAGUGAGAGCUGGCGAAGGUGCCACUCUCUACUUGGAGCUCAAGUGUGGCAACCUGUUCCAGCAACGUGUGGCUAGACUACAAACUGACCAAGCCCAUGAAAUUGCCCGGCUCGUGAGACAAUAUAUAACCAUGCACCGACGUGAGUUUCUUUAAUAAUACCACAUUAUG